Molecule: messenger RNA, 300 nt
Organism: Symbiodinium natans
Lineage: Eukaryota; Dinophyceae; Suessiales; Symbiodiniaceae
Source: the annotation of a GenBank genome assembly
AUGUUCCUCCUCAUUUCCAUGCAGCCCGGUUGGCCGCUCAUAAGCAUGAUGUUUUUACUCAGCUGCCACCUUCCGCGGAUGGCUGUCCAGCAAGGGGACGUGUUGAAAGCUCGAGUUCAUUCGCAUCUCUUGGUCAGCUGUGAGCCCGCUGCGCCGGGCGGCGUAAUCAAAAGUGGCUUGGAGCAGUGGAAGGAGGCAACAGCGCGUCGCCUCGCUACUCAAAACACGUAUGUCGUAGUUUGCUUGCACUGGAUGCAUGCUGGGGGCAGCGGCAUGUUGAAAACAGCUGACGCUUACUGA